This is a messenger RNA of Paramisgurnus dabryanus, 5280 nucleotides long. It is a transcript of the gene asap2a, whose product is annotated as ArfGAP with SH3 domain, ankyrin repeat and PH domain 2a. Gene Ontology annotation, cellular component: cytoplasm. Lineage: Eukaryota; Metazoa; Chordata; Actinopteri; Cypriniformes; Cobitidae. Gene Ontology annotation, biological process: positive regulation of GTPase activity. The record is from RefSeq and is a predicted model, not a curated record. Gene Ontology annotation, molecular function: protein binding; GTPase activator activity.
CUUUACUUUGUCAAUUUCUGCGCCUUCAUUGAAUUGCGCUGCGAGAGCUCUUAUCGAUCCGCGCGCUCUGCAGCAAUCUCAGCACGACACUACUGUACCUUAACAAAUGACAAACGUAUCAUCUGAUCGCUUUAUCAUCAAACGAGUGGACAGUAUCUGCACUUAAACUGCAUGAAGUGUGAACCAACACCGUGGGACAGAGAUUUCCCGUCGUACAACCUGCACUUCUCUGUAGUUGGCUACUAUUCGUAUUAAUUUCCAACUUCUCUUAAUCCGCCGAGGACGAAACACAGCGAUGUUUGGACUUCAGGAGGCUCAUCAGAGUUGCAUUUCCUCAUUUUAUUGCUGAAUUUCGACAGAUAGGUGUACCGCAAACGGUAACUGGAAGGAUUAAAACAGAUUUGUGGUUUUUGCGAAAGGAAAAUAAAAUGCCGGAUCAGAUCACAGUGGCAGAGUUUGUGGCGGAGACGAAUGAAGAUUAUAAAUCGCCCACCGCCUCAAACUUCACCACCAAAAUGACUCACUGCAGAAAUACCGUAGCAGCACUCGAGGAGGCACUGGAUGUCGACCGCAGUGUUCUUUACAAGAUGAAGAAGUCAGUUAAGGCCAUUUACACCUCUGGUCUGGCUCAUGUGGAGAACGAGGAGCAGUACACCCAAGCUCUGGAGAAGUUUGGAGAAAAUUGUGUCUACAGAGAUGACCCUGACCUGGGAUCAGCCUUCCUCAAGUUCUCAGUCUUCACCAAGGAGCUUACAGCCCUCUUCAAAAACCUGUUUCAGAACAUGAAUAACAUCAUUACCUUCCCGUUGGACAGUCUGCUGAAGGGAGAUCUGAAAGGGGUUAAAGGGGAUCUGAAGAAGCCCUUUGAUAAAGCCUGGAAAGACUAUGAGACUAAAGUUUCUAAAAUAGAGAAGGAGAAAAAAGAGCACGCCCGACAGCACGGAAUGAUCCGGACGGAGAUCAGCGGAGCCGAGAUAGCCGAGGAGAUGGAGAAAGAGCGGCGUUUUUUCCAGCUUCAGAUGUGUGAGUACCUUCUUAAAGUCAACGAAAUAAAGAUCAAGAAGGGGGUCGACCUGCUGCAGAAUCUCAUCAAAUACUUUCAUGCACAGUGCAAUUUCUUUCAGGAUGGUCUAAAAGCAGUGGAUAACCUAAAACCUUCAAUAGAAAAACUCGCUACAGACUUGCAUUCGAUCAAACAGGUGCAGGAUGAAGAGCGCAAACAGUUAACCCAGUUACGGGACGUUCUGAAGACAGCUCUGCAGGUGGAGCAGAAGGAGGACUCGCAGGUUAGGCAGAGCGCCACCUACAGUCUUCACCAGCCCCAGGGAAACAAAGAACACGGGACAGAACGCAGCGGGAAUCUUUACAAAAAGAGCGAUGGGCUACGGAAAGUAUGGCAGAAGAGAAAAUGCACAGUGAAAAAUGGUUAUUUGACAAUCUCACAUGGGACGGCUAACAGACCUCCUGCCAAACUCAAUCUUCUUACCUGUCAGGUGAAGCACAACCCAGAGGAGAAGAAGAGUUUUGACCUCAUCUCUCAUGACAGAACAUAUCAUUUCCAGGCAGAAGAUGAGCCCGAGUGUCAAAUAUGGAUCUCAGUGUUGCAAAACAGCAAAGAGGAGGCACUCAAUAACGCCUUUAAGGGCGACCAGCACGUCGGCGAGAACAACAUUGUCCAGGAGCUCACCAAGGCCAUCCUGGGUGAGGUCAAGCGGAUGGCCGGCAACGACGUCUGCUGUGACUGCGGAGCUCCCGGUCCGACGUGGCUGUCCACCAACCUGGGUAUCCUGACGUGCAUCGAGUGUUCUGGGAUCCACCGUGAGUUGGGCGUGCAUUACUCCAGAAUCCAGUCUUUAACGCUAGAUGUCCUCAGCACCUCUGAACUCUUGCUGGCCAAGAACGUGGGGAACGCUGGGUUUAAUGAGAUCAUGGAGGCUUGUUUGACGGCGGAAGAUGUGAUCAAACCAAAUCCGGCCAGUGACAUGCAGGCGAGGAAAGACUUCAUCCUGGCAAAAUACACAGAGAAACGGUUCGCUCGAAAGAAGUGUCCCGAUGGUCUUUCCAAACUGCACACGCUGUGUGACGCAGUGAAGGCCCGAGAUAUUUUCUCUCUGAUCCAGGUCUACGCUGAGGGGGUGGAUCUAAUGGAGCCUAUUCCUCUGGCCAAUGGACAUGAACAAGGCGAGACAGCUCUUCAUCUGGCCGUCAGACUGGUGGACAGGACCUCCCUUCACAUCGUGGACUUCCUCACCCAAAACAGUUUGAACCUGGAUAAGCAAACGGUUAAAGGAAGCUCAGCGCUGCAUUACUGCUGCUUGACGGACAACAGCGAGUGUCUUAAACUGCUGCUGAGAGGAAAGGCCUCUAUAGAUAUUGCUAAUGAGGCUGGCGAGACACCGCUUGACAUCGCCAGGCGACUCAAACAUAUACAGUGUGAGGAAAUGCUGAACCAGGCGCUAGCGGGGAAGUUCAACGCUCAUGUACACGUAGAGUACGAGUGGAGGCUUCAACACGAGGACCUGGAUGAAAGUGAUGAAGAUCUGGAUGAGAAGUCAAGCCCUCACAGACGGGAUGAAAGACCCAUCAGCUGCUACACACCAGGAAGUAAUUCUCUUCAGCCCAGCACGUCCAGUCUGGUCAAAGACAAGCAGCGGAGCUUCAUACCCAACCUGGUCAACAACGAGACUUAUGGAACCAUAAUCAACACCAACUCCCCCGUCACUUUGUCCACCUCCGCUCCGCCUCUACCACCUCGAAAUAUAGGUCAGCCGUCUGGUCUUCCUGGAAUUACUCAGGGCUCACCUGGUUGGAAACCUGGAACCUUGGAUUUGACAGGCAGGCAGAGAUCUUCCUCUGACCCACCGAACAUGCACCCACCAGCGCCCCCAUUACGAGUCACAUCCAACUCUGUCCUCGCACCGGGUGGUCCUCCCCCUUCUAAGCCCAAAGCUGGCAGUUUGAUGGAGGCAAUGAGUAUACAGCCUAAAACUAUUCCUGGUCAGAACAUCAGCUGGGCUACGAGCGCGGAAAAGAGCCCGAACAAAAGCUUGCUGGGGCGCUCGGGAUCCAUUGAGAGACCAGCUAAAGAAGUUCCCGGAUGUCCGCAAAUCACCAUUGGCCAGUCUCUGCCCCCCACCCACAUGCCCAGGAAAACCUACCUGAAGCCAAAGCGUGUGAAGGCCGUGUAUAACUGUGUAGCUGAUAACCCGGAUGAGCUGACCUUCUCCGAGGGAGAAAUCAUUGUGGUGGAUGGUGAGGAGGACCAGGAGUGGUGGCUGGGCCACAUUGAAGGAGAGCCAAUGAGAAGAGGAGCAUUUCCAGUCUCAUUCGUACAUUUCAUCAUGGAGUGACGGUCUGAUGGCAUCACCUAACCAUCAUCAUCCAUGAGUUUCCUUUACCGGCGAGCUAUUGUGGAUCCACUGGCUUUACAGUCUCGUAACACCUAAACACAACACACAAGUUUGGAGAUGGAUUGAGGUUCAUUUUUAUUUGGUUUGUGGACCAGAUACGAUUCCAUGUGAUCUCUGUGUUACUGUGAUGCAAUAAAUGCACUUUUGACUUCUUUGUAACAGUCACAAUGGUGAUGUGAAGAGCUUUGCCGUUCACACUAAACUGUGAGAUUUGUACACGCAUCUAUCUUAUGUCGGCCACAUUCCAUGUCUGGCAUGGAAUUAUGGGAACAGAAUGAUGUAUAGGUUUGGCUUCGUAUGUAUGAUUUCCAAGGACGGCAUUGUAAUGGUGCUAAACCAGAAAUAUGCUAUGAGAGCGCUGUCUUGCCUUUUGAGGGGAGCUUCGAUCCCCUCGUUUUCACUACCUGCCCCAGCGCUGCAUAUAUACGUAGGCCUUCUAAUGCUCACACCUGGAAAAUGCACUGCUCGAAUGAGGAAAAAUCGGCACAAAAGAGGAUACUGUUGGACAGAAUGACUGUAUUUGUGUUGUGUUGAAGAGUUUUGUGCACCAUGACAGUCGGUGAAUAUUUGGUGACCUACAGGGAGAUUACAGGAACUAUUAAAGAGCCUCAAGUUAUAGAUAUUUAUUAGUCUGAACUGUCUUCGAUUGAUAUUUUGGAGAGCUAAUUCUAAUUUCAUUUAGUGUGCAUGAAUAUACUGAAUGGACUUUUACCUUGAGAGGUAUGUGUGGGUUUCAUUUCUAAACCUAGUUAAUUAUAUUUAACAUAAUUGCCAAGAAUCUUAAAGGAAAACACCACCGUUUUUCAAUAUUUUACUAUGUUAUUCCCUUAACUUAGACGAAUUAAUACAUACCUAUCUUUUUUCAAUACGUACACUUCGUCUUUGUAUAGCGCGUGGUGAAUGUGUUAGCAUUUAGCCUAGCCCCAUUCAUUCCUUAGGAUCCAAACAGGGAUGAAUUUAGAAGCCACCAAACACUUCCAUGUUUUCUCUAUUUAAAGACUGUAGUUACACCAGUAUGGUGACACAAAACUUUUGUUUGGAGCCAUAGGAAUGAAUGGGGCUAGGCUAAAUGCUAACACAUUCACGAAGCGCUGUACAAAGAUUAAAAGUGAACGCAAUGAAAAAAGAUAGGUAUGUAUUAAUUAAUCUUAGUUGAGGUAAGAACAUAGUAAAAUAUUGAAAUACGGUGGUGUCUUCCUUUAAAAUCUGUGUGAUGUCAGUUUGAGCGUCUGCAAACUGAGACUCUAGAAAUGUAUUUUCAUCCUUAAAAAUGGUUUUCCCUGCUUUUAUCCAGAUGAGUCUUCCCUCAAACAGUAAUGCUUCUUCUAUCUCUUUCUCUCUUUUGUGUGUAUUGUUAAAUUAAAACCAUUCAUCAUUCUCAGUCACGUUCCUUAACUUUUACUAACCGUUUCUAAGGCAUUGAAAUGUUUAACCGGUCAAUAGAGUUAUUACUGCAGCAGUAACACAGCAGAGCGUUUUAUGUGCCGUAUGUUUGAUGUGGUUGCAGAGCAACUUAAUAAUGUGUUAUGUAACUUUUAAUGAAACUAAUGUUAGUACUGAUGAAGUUUGGACCAGAAUGACCCGUGACUCGGGCAGUGAAGGGAUGUAAUUAUCCAGCAUUGUUCAGUUGACUGUAUAUAAAUGGCAACUGGUCGCCUUCUGUAUGUGUAAAUAAAUGUAGACUUUGCCUUGUGCAUAUUUAAUUGUAAGCAGAGAUGAUAAUGACUUAUGUUUAGAUGUACUGUUACAGUACAGUUUUCACUUCUGUUCACCCCCGUUUACCAUAACUUGUCAUUGAAGGUAAUAUAUAAAUAUAUACAUAUAUGUACAAACACAUGGGAAAACUGGAAUUAAACAAGACCUGUAAAUU